Messenger RNA from Centrocercus urophasianus (Greater sage-grouse), 5109 nucleotides. It is a transcript of the gene SLC6A20, whose product is annotated as solute carrier family 6 member 20. Gene Ontology annotation, molecular function: L-proline transmembrane transporter activity. NCBI's taxonomy places the organism in Eukaryota, Metazoa, Chordata, Aves, Galliformes, Phasianidae. Gene Ontology annotation, biological process: sodium ion transmembrane transport. The record is from RefSeq and is a predicted model, not a curated record. Gene Ontology annotation, cellular component: plasma membrane. Bases 28 to 1806 code for a protein of 592 amino acids. The transcript has 11 exons.
AACAGGACGGCUGCCCACCUGCAGGACAUGGAGAAGGCCCGGCCGCUGUGGGACCACCCCUUGCAGUUUGUUUUCGCCUGCAUCUCUUAUGCCGUGGGGCUGGGGAAUGUCUGGAGGUUCCCAUAUUUGUGUCAGAUGUACGGUGGAGGUGGCUUUUUGAUCCCAUACGUCAUCAUGCUGAUCGUGGAGGGGAUGCCGCUGCUCUACCUGGAGCUGGCGGUGGGGCAGCGCAUGCGCAAGGGGAGCAUCGGAGCCUGGAAAAUAAUAAGCCCCUACCUCUGUGGGGUUGGCGUUGCCAGUGUGGUCGUCUCCUUCUUCCUCUCCAUGUACUACAACGUGAUUAAUGCCUGGGCUUUCUGGUACCUCUUCCACUCCUUCCAGGACCCACUGCCAUGGGCCACCUGCCCCUUGAACGGCAACCGCACGGGGUACGAGGAGGAGUGCGAGAAGACAUCUUCCACCCAGUACUUCUGGUACCGGCAGACCCUGAACAUCUCCCCCUCACUUGAGACCAGCGGGAACCUGCAGUGGGAGCAAGCACUGUGCCUGACACUGGCCUGGCUGGUGGUCUACCUCUGCAUCCUCCGUGGCACCGCGUCCACAGGCAAGGUCGUCUAUGUCACAGCCUCCUUGCCAUACUGUGUUCUCAUCAUAUACCUCAUCAGAGGACUGACACUUCACGGAGCUGUCAACGGGUUGAUAUACAUGUUUACUCCAAAGCUGGAGCAGCUGUCGAACCCCAAAACGUGGAUCAGCGCCGCCACACAGAUCUUCUUCUCACUGGGUCUGGGCUUUGGCAGCCUCAUUGCCUUUGCCAGCUACAAUGACCCAAGCAACAACUGUGAGCGGCACGCCAUCAUCGUCUCCCUCAUCAACAGCACCACGUCCAUAUUUGCCAGCAUCGUGACUUUCUCCAUCUAUGGCUUCAAGGCGACAUUUAACUACGAAAGCUGCAUAAACAAGGUGAUCCUGCUGCUGAUGAAUACUUUCGAUCUGGAGGAAGGCUCCUUGACAGCAGACAACCUUAGUGAGAUGAAGGACUACCUCAUGGCUGCCCACCCACAGGAGUAUGCCCAGUUGUCGCCCCAGCUGAAAAACUGCAGCUUAGAAGCUGAGUUAGACACGGCUGUCCAAGGAACUGGGCUGGCAUUCAUUGUCUACUCAGAAGCCAUCAAAAACAUGGAGGUGUCUCAGCUGUACUCUGUGCUCUACUUUGCCAUGCUGCUAAUGCUGGGCAUUGGCAGCAUGCUGGGCAACAUCGCUGCCAUCCUUACGCCCCUGACUGACAGCAAGGCCAUCACCUCACGCUUCUCUAAGGAAGUGAUCUCUGGUUUUGUGUGUUUCAUCAACUGCAUCAUCGGCCUCAUAUUCACCAUGGAGGCUGGGAACUACUGGUUUGACAUCUUCAAUGACUAUGCAGCCACCCUCUCGCUGCUGCUCAUCGUGCUGGUAGAAACCAUUGCUGUGUGCUACAUCUACGGGCUAAGAAGAUUUGAGAAAGAUCUUCAAACGAUGAUUGGACGCAAGCUAAACUGGUACUGGAAAACAAUGUGGGCUUUUGCUAGCCCUUUGCUCAUUAUAAGCCUGUUUAUAUUUUACCUCACGGACUAUAUCCUCACAGGAACCCUUCAGUACCAAGCGUGGGAUAGCACACAGGGGCAGCUGGUGACAAGGGACUACCCCAGCUACGCCCUGGCAGUGAUAGGGCUGUUGGUGGCCUCAUCCACCAUGUGCAUACCCCUGGGGGCACUCCUAACUUUCGUAAGGAAGAGACUGAAGAGGGAAAGAGUCUCCACUGUUGCAUGAACACAGAGAACUGGAUUGGGAAAGACCUCACCCGCACCACCAGUGACUGGGCACUUCUGGAAGCCAGCAGCAACCAUUACUUGUAGCAGCUACUUAGAGAUUGGGGUAUCUUGGUGCCAUAUUUACCAAAAAGUGCUCUUGGGAGGUCCCUCAGUGAUUCAGAAAACAAGCUCUCCUGUAACAAGAUGAAGCUUUAAUAUGGCCUCUGUAAGAGGGGGAGAAGCAAAACAGCAGCUCACAAACGCUCUAGCUAGCACGAAUUAACCAAUGCCACCUCUUAGGCGAUUCUUCCCCUCUCUGCUGUAGCACUGCCUAUCUGGAAACAGGAGCAACCAAGCAGGCACGAUCCGGCACUGAAGCACAGGCACACAUCCCUACCACUUCAGAAAGCCAACACUUCACCACGUGUAUUAUGUCCAUGUUCAGCAACGCAGUUUAUAUCCAAGCUGCAGAAGAUGUUGUCUCCAGAAGAAGUAAACUUCCAAUUCCAGUGCGCAGUUCUGCCCUGUGCUGUACAUUUUGCUAGGGAUGCACUGAACAAAGUGCCUGUAAUUAACAAGCUGCCCUAUAAGCCAACCAACACCCAGUAUGCCAUACAACUAGCUUUAACAAAGGUCAUAUCCAAGUGUACUUUAAUUUUAAUCAUGAGAUGCAACAGUCCAGCAGUUCCACAGAACUGUUUCAUUUGCUCGUGUUAAUGUUCUAUGGAAGUACCAUGCUUAAAUUUUAAGCAUCGUGUAGCAGAAAUCAGUAAAAUUUUAUCUAUGAACUUGCAAAGAGGUCAAUGAAGAACACAAGAAACACGCUCACAGGACACAGGUUCUAAAUGCAGUGCCUUGAUUACGUAACCACUAGAAGAUGGCAAGUGCCUUAUAAAAGAGGGAUUUUGUUUCAAACGUUUUCAGAGUGCAUCAACACAAGUCUAUCUCUACGGGGCAAAGAGCAGGAGGUCAUUUCACAGCCUUCAGGGAUGGAUGAAAUCUUGAAAGUCAUAAUCAACACCGACAGGACACGCUUAGUCUGCAGCAGCCUCUAGAAAUGCAUGCCUCCUUCCCAUACUGAACUAACAAAGGAAAGACACCCGUUUCACUUUUCAGUUUAUUAAAAAUGGAUACCAUAAACAAGACCUGUACAAAAAAAAAUCCAAAGUCGCCCAGCAUUUGGUAACAUGUUGCAUGUGAGAAGUUAUCGUCUUGGGCCUCCUCUUCCUCUUCCGCGGCCCCGGCCUCUUCCGCGGCCUCGGCCACGGCCUCUUCCAGCAACUGAGCAAAUGAAACAGAAAAGACGAAGCAAGUGAGACCUUGGAAUACUUUAAUUUAUAUCAGAACAUUCUGCUGCAAGCACGAACAACCUAACAUCACAUGGAAGCAGUAAGUAAGAUAUUAAACCUGUUAAUUCCCAGAAUGUCUUAAGACAGCACUGUCAUCUUUUGUGUUAGGAGUUCCAGUGCCCAGCUGCCACGGGCUACUGUCCGUCUCUGACUUGGCUGCAGACAACAAGGAGCUGAAACAUCACUGCUUCCAAAUACUGUGGGAAGUCUGACAAUUUCUCUUCUCUGCUUGAUAAAACCUUGUUCUUCAGGAAUCAGAAAAAGAAAUUGCAACAUUUUGCUGCACAGAGUAUUUUAGUUAUUACCCAUCUCCCUAGAAAGGUGUUUUUUCUUCUUUCUUUUUUUUUUUUUUGCCACAGCUCACACCAUUUCAUUAAGUACAAUGUUUAAGAAAAACAUGCUCUAAGAUUUCCAAGCCCCUUCUCCCAGGUUGCAGCAGACUAAAAGGCAGCAUUUCUAAAGGGACCCAGCACCAGACAGCCCAUUCUGUUUCCAGAAAUGCCUGUGCCAGUUUCAGACAUGAUUCCCAGCCCACUGCUUCUCAGUGCUGCCAUGUCGUGACACACAGAAGGAAGACAGAACCACAGAAUGAUUCAGCCUGAAGGAAAUGCUGGAGGUUCUACGGUCCAGAUGAUGGUAACGUCAUUUUAGCCUAUGAUAUACACACCCACGGGCUCCUUAUUCCAUUUUAUUAAUGUAAGAAGAUUAAUUAUGGUGCAUUUUUGAAGCAUCAAAGACUGCAGGUCCAUAUACUUAGGCAUAAAUUACAGGAGAAACCGCAAGCAGUUACUUCAGAGCACAAUUACCUUUAACUUAUUUCUUGAAAGAUACACUGAUUAACACUGUUGGGCAAAACUUUUACUGCCUGAGGACACAUACAAACUUCCUGGAGUUUACUGGAUAUUGUUAGCGGCGUAGAAUAAAAACAGAAGCAUUCCCUACUUGGUUAGGCUUCUAAGGAAAAGAAGGAACAUAGCCUCAGCUCCUUCUGCAUUCUGAAGCCCCUCCAACUCAGUUCUCCAGCAGAUUAUUUGUAUCCACUUCCACAUGGGAUUUCAGUUCAGCACCACUCCUGAGGCUAUUCUAUACUUUCUUAUUAGGCUAAAUAUGAAGUUACCCACAGAACCAGGGAAGCUGAGCAGACAUUUUGAAAACAGGAACUGUACAUCUCAUUGGUGUUACCUCUGAGAACGUGAUAGGUUAAGAUUUACUUGCACUUGAAGACAUUUACAUGUUGAAACAGAUGCAUGAGAAGCCAUAUAAAUAACUUCUCAUGAAAGGAAACUACAGACACAAAGAAGGCAGGCAAGACAGAGUGAGUGAGUUCAGUACAAACCCUCAGAGAUGAAAGCAGUACAGAAAUUAAGAUAUUCCAAUCAUAUGCCUUCAGACUGAGAACACGAAAACAAAGACAAGACAAAACAAGCAGAGAUUGGGAAAUCAUGCACUGACCUGCUUCUCUUUUCUUGGACUUGACUUUUGGUUCAACAUCCACGAGCAAGGUGUCCAGGGGCAAACUGUCUGGCAGAAUGAAGUAUCGGAUGUUAUUCCCCCGAAUGCUCAGCGUCUCCAGCUGUACAGGCUCCCUGUUCUUCAGUGUCAUUUUCACAGCCUUGAGAUGAGUAUUCAUACUGACAUCCACUCCUGAAAUGGCAGAAGUCUGGUUUCAGAGAGUGAAAACACACUGGAUGACUCCUCUCUGGCUAUUAUAAACUGUGCACACGCUUCAAGACUUUGCUAACAUGCACUUCUGGAUCUGUGCCAUUCGUUAAUUAAUCCUCUAACUGGAAGAAGAAACAACAUCUUUUUUUCUCUGUUAAGUUAUGCUGAUUUAUCAGCUGCUGCCCUCAACACUUCACUGAUAUAUUUCCAAUGGAAGAGCCACUUGCUACCAGCUGUAGGGAUCUGUUCCUAGGUCUUAGUCACAGCAACACUGUGCACGCUUAGAAUGAUUCCUCUGGACAACAAAUAAA